UCCCCGAGUCGGUUCCGCUGUAGAGGUGACCCGACUCUCUGAGGCUGAUUUUGCAGGUGCUACGAUCGUCCGCUCAUUUCCCAGUCAUGUCUGAACCACUCAGAGUCCUUGUGACUGGAGCAGCUGGUCAAAUUGCAUACUCACUGCUGUACAGUAUUGGAAAUGGAUCUGUCUUUGGUAAAGACCAGCCUAUUGUUCUUGUGCUGUUGGAUAUCACUCCCAUGAUGGGUGUCCUGGAUGGUGUCCUAAUGGAACUGCAAGACUGUGCCCUUCCCCUCCUGAAAGAUGUCGUCGCAACAGAUAAAGAAGAGGUUGCUUUCAAAGACCUGGAUGUAGCCAUUCUUGUGGGCUCCAUGCCGAGAAGAGAUGGCAUGGAGAGGAAAGAUUUGCUCAAAGCAAAUGUGAAAAUCUUCAAAUCCCAGGGUGCAGCCUUGGAGAAAUAUUCCAAGAAGUCAGUUAAGGUUAUUGUGGUGGGAAACCCAGCCAAUACCAACUGCCUAACGGCUUCCAAGUCAGCACCGUCCAUCCCCAAGGAGAACUUCAGUUGCUUGACGCGUUUGGAUCACAACCGAGCUAAAGCUCAGAUUGCUCUUAAACUUGGUGUCACUUCUGAUGAUGUAAAGAAUGUCAUUAUCUGGGGAAACCAUUCCUCCACUCAGUAUCCAGAUGUCAACCACGCCAAGGUGAAACUGCAAGGAAAGGAAGUUGGUGUUUAUGAAGCUCUGAAAGAUGACAGCUGGCUCAAGGGAGAAUUCAUCACUACUGUGCAGCAGCGUGGUGCUGCUGUCAUCAAGGCCCGAAAACUAUCCAGUGCGAUGUCUGCUGCAAAAGCCAUCUGUGACCAUGUCAGAGACAUCUGGUUUGGAACCCCAGAGGGAGAGUUUGUGUCCAUGGGUGUUAUCUCUGAUGGCAACUCCUAUGGUGUUCCCGAAGAUCUGCUCUACUCAUUCCCUGUUGUAAUCAAGAAUAAGACCUGGAAGGUUGUUGAAGGUCUCCCUAUUAAUGAUUUCUCACGUGAGAAGAUGGAUCUUACUGCAAAGGAACUGGCAGAAGAAAAAGAAACUGCUUUUGAAUUUCUUUCCUCUGCCUGACUAGACAAUCAUUUUCAUGUUACUAAAUGCCCCAAAGCUGAAGAAUCUAAAUGUCGUCUUUGACUCUCGUACCAAAUAAUGAUAAUGCUAUACUUAAAUUACUUGUGAAAACCACACAUUUUAAAGAUUGUGUGCUUCUUGGUAUAAAUUUGUGACAGUUUAUCAUCAUGCUGUUAGUGCUGCAUUCUAAAUAAAAUAUAUAUUCAAGUGAA
Diceros bicornis minor is the source of this 1303-nucleotide messenger RNA. It is a transcript of the gene MDH1, whose product is annotated as malate dehydrogenase 1. Gene Ontology annotation, biological process: tricarboxylic acid cycle; malate metabolic process; oxaloacetate metabolic process. The transcript has 9 exons. Gene Ontology annotation, molecular function: L-malate dehydrogenase (NAD+) activity. The record is from RefSeq and is a predicted model, not a curated record. NCBI's taxonomy places the organism in Eukaryota, Metazoa, Chordata, Mammalia, Perissodactyla, Rhinocerotidae. Gene Ontology annotation, cellular component: cytosol; mitochondrion. The coding region runs from base 87 to 1091 and encodes 334 amino acids.